AUGGCUUUGGAAGGUACUCGGCUGCGUUCAGAUAGCAACACCAGCACCAAGUCUAACAGGAUGUGUUUACACCAGAGCCUCUUACAUCUGCUCACAUGUGUGGAGGACCUCAGCUCAGGAGAUGAAGCCACUGAAGAGUUGUCCCGAACCCUAGACCAAGCUUUCCAGCUCUGCAGUAGACACAGCAAGGAUUUUUUCAGACUACAUAUAGUGACAUGGAAUGUUGGCACUGCAGAUCCUCCAGUUGAUGUGAGGUCACUGCUACAGCUUGACUUGGAGACUGAUCUUUAUGUGAUAGGUCUGCAGGAGGUGAGAGCCACUCCAGUGAAGUAUAUGUCUGAUUUCAUAGUGGAAGACUCAUGGAGCCACAUCUUCAUGGAUACACUUGGACCAAAUGGCUUUGUCAAGGUGACGUCUGUGAGGAUGCAGGGUCUUCUUCUCCUCCUGUUUGCUAAACAGACCCAUCUUCCUUUUAUCCGUGACCUUCAGACCACAUACACCCGCACUGGAUUCUUUGGAUAUUGGGGGAAUAAAGGUGGUGUUUCGGUGCGAUUCUCCUUCUAUGGUCACAUGCUGUGCUUUUUAAAUUGCCACCUAGCAGCACACAUGAACUAUGCUAUGCAGCGUGUGCAUGAGUUUGAGUACAUCCUAAGCUCGCAAGAUUUUGACUUCGACAAUACAAAACAUGUGCUUGACCACAAGGUUGUGUUUUGGUUUGGAGAUCUUAACUUCCGCAUUGAAGAUCAUGGUCUGCACUUCCUGCACACCUCUAUCAACAGUGGUCGCUUCAACUUGCUGUGGGAUAAAGACCAACUUACAAUGAUGAAAAAGAAGGAGCCACUAUUGCAGGAAUUUAAAGAAGGACCUCUAGAGUUCAAACCAACAUACAAAUUUAGCCGCUUCUCUGAAGCUUAUGACAUGAGCCUGGAGAAGACAUGGUUUGGUUUUAUCGGAAAGAAACGGAAGCCGGCCUGGACCGACCGGAUUCUGUGGAGGUUAAAACCUAAAUGCUCACAAUAUGAGGAAGAGAGUUGCUCAACAUCAUCAUCAGCAGACAAAAAAGACUUUUCUUUAAAGGUGACACAGCAGAAGUACACCUGUGACACAUCAUAUGGUGUUAGUGACCAUAAGCCUGUCAUUGGCACUUUUAUUCUGGAGAUGCAGAAGAACACGGAGAAGCCUUUAGUGUCUGUGAGCGCUGAGGGCCACUGGAGCGCUGAUGAGGAUGCAAUCCUGACAUACACCAUCCAGGACAACUUUGCUGCCUGCACUUCAGACUGGAUUGCCCUCUACAAGACUAACUUCAAGAGUUCCUCUGAUUAUAUUGCCUUUGUGUGGGUCAAAGAGGAUGAGAUUGCUGAAAUUAACAAAGUUACACAGUUGACUAUGAAUAAAGAUGACCUCCCUGUGCUGGCAGGGGAUUACAUUCUGGGUUACUACAGCAGGAACAUGCAGUCCCUGGUGGGCCUGAGCCCUACUUUUCAGAUAAUGGAGUCUAGGUUCGCUCUACUGGAAGACAUGGUGCCUGAGAAUGUUAAUGGACCUCAGUCUCAGUAA
Messenger RNA from Tachysurus vachellii, 1557 nucleotides. RefSeq names its product inositol polyphosphate-5-phosphatase Kb (gene inpp5kb). Gene Ontology annotation, molecular function: phosphatidylinositol-4,5-bisphosphate 5-phosphatase activity; inositol bisphosphate phosphatase activity; phosphatidylinositol-3,4,5-trisphosphate 5-phosphatase activity. Gene Ontology annotation, cellular component: plasma membrane; cytoplasm; ruffle. Lineage: Eukaryota; Metazoa; Chordata; Actinopteri; Siluriformes; Bagridae. The coding region runs from base 1 to 1557 and encodes 518 amino acids. The transcript has 13 exons. Gene Ontology annotation, biological process: negative regulation of peptidyl-serine phosphorylation; phosphatidylinositol dephosphorylation; negative regulation of phosphatidylinositol 3-kinase/protein kinase B signal transduction. The record is from RefSeq and is a predicted model, not a curated record.